Messenger RNA from Heterostelium album PN500, 2895 nucleotides. RefSeq names its product EGF-like domain-containing protein. The transcript has 16 exons. Lineage: Eukaryota; Evosea; Eumycetozoa; Acytosteliales; Acytosteliaceae. The coding region runs from base 1 to 2895 and encodes 964 amino acids. The record is from RefSeq and is a predicted model, not a curated record.
AUGUAUAAAACAAAUAUAUUAUUUAUUAUAUGGUUGGUAACCAUUUCAACUUUUAUUGGUGUUUCACACUCUUCUGAUUUAAAUCCAAACGAAUUAAAUUCAAUUAGAUGGUUAAUUUCUCAGUAUCAACUCCAAUGGAGUAUCACUGCAACAAAUUGUGCUGAUAUUGUUGGUACUACAUUUUUCGGUACCUUAACUUGUAGUGAUAAUGGAGUUGAAGAAAGUAUUCAGAAAAUUAAUGUUCGUGCAGGAAAAACAGUUGAUAGUGGUGAACCUGUGUAUAUAGAAAAGUUAACCUUCCCAUUAUUGACAGAUUUCUCUUUCCAAACAUAUUCCCCAGCGAAAAACUCAUCAUACAACAUCUUGACUCUAUUGGAUAAUGAUGCUCACGUGUAUUUAACAAAUUUAUUGAUCUACAACAUCAAUAUCAAUGUUACUAAUACUUUCCCAUCGAAAUUACCUGCUCUUAAUCAAUUAUCUUUUUAUAAUACAAUUGUAUAUUCAGAUAUUUCCUUAAAUAAUAUCUUUCAAAUCUCUAAUAUUGGUGUAAUUGAUUUUUCAAAUCUUACCUUUACAUCAACAUAUCAAUUGAUACUAAGUUCUAAUGAUACAAUCAAUUCAAAUAUUGGAACAAUUGGAGUUGCUGAUACCCCAGCUUUCCAAACAUAUGGUGGUCUAAAUAUUACCUCAACAUAUUUCCCAUCCCUAACUACAUUAAAAUUAAGAUAUCUUACCCCAGAGCCAGUUACUCUUUUUAACGCAGAUCGUUUGAAUACAGUAUCUUUUGAAACUGCAAAUGUUACCUUUGGUAAGCUUCCUGCUCUUGAUAGUGUAGAGUUGAUCAAAAGUACUAGUUCUGUAUCUGAUUUUAGUAUUUACUAUGUUACAAAAUUAACAUUAAGAAAUUCUUAUACUCCUUUGACUGGAGCAUCAGGAUUAACUUUAUUAUCUGCUUCAAAUACUUUUGUACCAGUUAUUCCACCUGAAAAUUGGUUUGCUCCAACUUUUACUUUACUUCUUUCAAAUACAAACACAACAGGAUAUCUUCCAGAGUAUCCAAUUAACAGUGGUACAGUUUCCAUCACUGGAAGUCAAUAUAAUAUUUCAGUAAAAUUAUAUGAAUCCUACUGUUAUAUGAAUUUAAUAUUCCUACCCUCUACCCUUUUGGUCGACUUUGACAAUAUCGCAGAAUGUUUCUAUUGUUAUUAUCCAGAGAUUAAAGCAAACCUUCCACCAAAUACACCAGCUCCACCAAGUAAUUAUACUUGUAAUUACUCAAUUAAACAAAAAGCCUUCCCAAAGUUGUAUCCAAAUGGUAGAAACUUGGGUUGGGGUCAAAACCUUGCACCAAAAGAAUUAACAAAAGAUCAAAAUAACAGAAUGUAUAUUUUACGUACUCGUGAAUCAUUUGGAAAACUUACGAUUUACUUCUCUACAACUCAUAACUACGCAGUUGAUAUUCUUUGGGGAAUGCAAUUGGUCGUACAAUAUGUUCAUAGUAUAAAUUUAGAUUCCGGAGAUAUGAUGUUAAGAUUUACUGGAACUUUCAAUACCUUUGCCCCUAUGAUCAUUACUUUGGAGAAUAUGGCUGGUCCAAAAUGCAUAGUUUCAACUAAAUCACAAACACAACUUGAAUGCAUAGUAUCGAAUUACAGUACAUUGGCACCAGUCUGGGUGAACAUAUCUGAUACAAUUUCCAAUGUAACAAUGUAUACAUCUCCACCAUUGAUUAUUUCUGAAGUAAAGCCAAAUGGAAAUGGUUUCCUCACUUUUGUUGGAAACUAUGGACCUGCUCCUUAUCAAGUUUCUGUCAUGUUCCCUACUCUAUUUUAUCCAUAUUCUUUGACCUCUACCGAAUUGAUUAUUUAUACAGCCCAGAAACUCAUUCCAAAUACUAAUUACACCGCUCAAGUGUUAGCCAAUGGAUACACUGUAAAUGUAACAUUUAGUAUCCCAAAGAUCAUCAAGAAUGACUGUGGUCCAAAUGACAAUUGCUAUGGUCACGGUAACUGUUCCGAUAUCUGUUCAUGCUUCAGUGGUUAUGGUGGAUACUAUUGUGAAUUACAAUUGAAUCCAGGAGUUGUGAUUCUUCCAAACAAUACAACUCCAUCGCCAACCAUUAUCGUUCAAAACGGAUUGAAUUUCACUUUCAAUAUCGUUGCUAUUCAAGAGUUGGAUUCAUUGGCGAGCGUUGCCAAAGAGAUUCUAACCACCAAUUGGACAGUUAUCACCUUAGGAGAUGGUAACUUUAGUAAAACCAUCUAUAGCUUGGAUCCAGCGAUUGCCCCAGGUGUUAUUGCAAUCAUCGAAUAUUCCAAGGAAAUGAGAGUGGUUGAGUUCGCCGGACAAACUACCACCUAUCCAGAGAACAGUCUCAAACUAUUGGUUAGCAUAACCAAUUGGAAAUAUUCCGAUAAACUCAAUCAUCUCAGAGUGAUACUAUCGACCAGUGCCACUAUCAACUCUGAUUGUGCACAGAUUGAUAUCACAGUAAACAACAGUACCAGUGUAGAUUAUCUAAAGAUGACAUUCGAUGGACAGUCGUUGUAUGGUAGAUUCCUUCCCUACGGAUUGGCAGAUGGAGUACCUGCACUUGUCACCAAUCACGUAGUCAAUCAGACUAAAGACGCUGUACUCGUAGGAAUGACACUCCCCUAUUGUCAAGCUUGUGUUAUCGAUCCAGAUUUCUCUGUACUCAUAGAGUCUGGUAAAAAAGAUAAAGCAACCUGUGGUGGUGGUGACGAGAAAUUUGCCGCAUGGAAGAUCGCCACUAUUGCCGUCGUUUGUGGUGUCGCCCUCGCAGCAGCUGCAAUCACAACCGCUAUUGUAAUGAAAAACAAAUUCAAAUAUAGAACUGAGAAAACUCGUGUAGAAAGUAAACUAAGUAGAAUUUAA